GGGUGUAAGCCAUGACAGCAGAAAGAUAAUGGAGGCAGGUGUGACUGGAUACAAAGUCUAAACGCAUUCCAUUCAAAUUGCACAAUGCCCAGUGGUCCAGUUUGUUUAGGGUAGAAACUUAAUAAUUAUUAUAAUUUUUUAAUGAUGUUAAAAUUAUUUCGGAUUCCCUGGAGGAUGCAGCUAAAAGUCCGUGUGGUUUACGCGGCCGCAUGGAUGAGCUUCUUCUUGCUGUUUGUGCGGGUCGACUUCAGUUUCAGGUUGAAGGAUUUCCACCGCAGCGAGACCAAGGUGUGUGGGUGCAUGAGGUGCGUGAUGGAGCCGCGCGAGGACCAGUGGUUCAGCAGGCUCCACGACAGCCGGGUGCCAAAAUUUAUGAACAGGACCAACAGCAACCUAAGCGAGCUCACUUCUACCUGGUGGAUGAAACUCCAACCAUCCAAAACAGGAAAGCUCAGUGAAGUUGUGGAACCUCUGUUCUCAUUGUUUCAUGAUGAACAAUACUACAAUGACUCUAGUCCUGACCGUUGCAGAACCUGUGCUGUGGUUGGAAACUCAGCCAACCUGAAGGGAUCUCACUAUGGUGCUAUAAUAGAUGCUCAUGACUUUGUUUUCAGGAUGAAUCAUGCUCCAACGAAGGGCUACGAGACUGAUGUUGGGGCCAGGACCACACACAGAGCGUUCUAUCCGGAAAGCGCCACAGACCUGGACCCAUCAACCCAUCUAGUGUUCCUGCCUUUUAAAGUGUUGGAUCUGCAGUGGCUCAUUAGUGCUUUCACCCACAAAAACAUUACACGUACAUAUCGAACGGUGAAACCUACAAUAAAAGCAAACAAAGACAAGGUGAUGAUCAUUAAUCCUGAGUUUAUGAGAUACGUUUAUGAAAACUGGUUGGAGAAAAAAGGAAAAUAUCCAUCAACUGGCAUCAUCAUGCUCAUGAUAGCCCUGCACAUCUGUGAUGAGGUGAAUGUAUUUGGAUUUGGGGCCAGUUCGAAUGGACGAUGGUACCAUUACUUUGACCACACGCAUAAACUGUCCAUUAAUGUGGGUGUACACAGAGGGGGAGUUGAAUAUGAACUCAUCCAGAAACUCGAACAGCGACAUAUUAUCAAAAUGUACAAAGGAUGGUGGUAGAGUCAGAUGACAUGUUUUUUCCUUGACCACAUAAGUUCGAGUAGGAGCUGAGUUGUGUCAUGUCAGCUCACUCUAACAGAGUUUUAUUUGACCUUGACAGCUCUUGAUAUCAAUGCUGAGAACACGCAUCGCUGUGCAGGAUGAUCUAAUGCUCAUGAUCCCAAAUAUUAGCUUAUUAUCAAGCUCGAGGAUCUGGUCAGAUUAGACACCAAAUACUGCUUUUACUUUAGCAAUGUAAACCAAAAAGAAAAAGGAAAAAUGAAGGGGAAUGUUAACACUGCACAGAUAUUGAUUAUGCAGUAGGUAUGCAAUGACCGACUGUUGUUAUGCACAAAUUUUUUAAUGUAUUUAAACUGUGUAUGUCUGUAAAAUAUUGUUAUUUGCUAUUCAGUGUGUGAAGUGUUUUAUCCUCCGUUUGCAAUAAUAAUUUAACCAAAUAUUACUUGGAGAAAAAGUAUCAUAAUGUUUCUGUACCCAUUGUGGCCAAGCCUCUACCACUUUCCAUGGUAGCUCAGUUACCUUUUUUUAAAAUAUUAAAGUUGAAGUAGUUUUCUUGUACUACAAUACAGUAAUUUAUUGUGAAGGAAAUAAAAAAAAAUGUAUGCA
Molecule: messenger RNA, 1737 nt
Organism: Clarias gariepinus (North African catfish)
Lineage: Eukaryota; Metazoa; Chordata; Actinopteri; Siluriformes; Clariidae
Product: CMP-N-acetylneuraminate-beta-galactosamide-alpha-2,3-sialyltransferase 2-like
Exons: 7
Coding region: 142-1131 (329 amino acids)
Molecular function (GO): beta-galactoside (CMP) alpha-2,3-sialyltransferase activity
Source: RefSeq, a predicted model, not a curated record